GGAACACAGAGGAAGUGACUGACUGGGGGUUCAGGGAAAGCUCCGUAGAAGAGGGAACACUUGAGCUGGGUCUUGAAGGAUGAGUAGAAGUUCACCAAGUGGGAAAGGACACUCUAGGAUGGCCGAGCCUCGAUUUAACAACCCCUACUUCUGGCCCCCUCCUCCCACCAUGCCCAGCCAGCUGGACAACCUGGUCCUGAUUAACAAGAUCAAGGAGCAGCUGAUGGCGGAGAAGAUCCGGCCGCCCCACCUGCCGCCCACGUCGGCCUCGUCGCAGCAGCCGCUGCUGGUGCCGCCGGCGCCGGCCGAAAGCAGCCAGGCCGUCAUGUCGCUGCCCAAGCUGCAGCAGGUGCCGGGGCUGCACCCGCAGGCCGUGCCGCAGCCCGACGUGGCGCUGCACGCGCGGCCGGCCACCAGCACCGUCACAGGUCUGGGGCUCUCCUCCCGGACCCCGGCUGUGAGCACGUCCGAGUCGAGCGCGGGCACGGGUACCAGCACCCCGUCCACACCCACCACCACCAGCCAGAGCCGCCUCAUCGCCUCGUCCCCCACCCUCAUCUCAGGGAUCACCAGCCCCCCCCUCCUGGACUCCAUCAAGACAAUCCAGGGCCACGGCCUCCUUGGCCCCCCCAAGUCCGAGCGUGGCCGCAAAAAGAUCAAGGCGGAGAACCCAGGGGGGCCACCUGUCCUCGUAGUCCCCUACCCCAUCCUGGCCUCGGGCGAGACUGCCAAGGAGGGCAAGACAUACAGGUGUAAGGUGUGCCCGCUGACCUUUUUCACCAAGUCUGAGAUGCAGAUCCACUCCAAGUCCCACACCGAGGCCAAGCCCCACAAGUGCCCGCACUGCUCCAAGUCCUUUGCCAAUGCCUCCUACCUGGCCCAGCACCUGCGCAUCCACCUGGGCGUCAAGCCCUACCACUGCUCCUACUGUGAUAAGUCCUUCCGACAGCUCUCCCACCUCCAGCAGCACACCAGAAUCCACACAGGCGACAGACCCUAUAAGUGCCCACAUCCUGGCUGCGAAAAGGCUUUCACUCAGCUCUCCAACCUCCAGUCUCACCAGCGCCAGCACAACAAGGACAAGCCCUACAAGUGUCCCAACUGCUACCGGGCCUACUCGGACUCCGCCUCCCUGCAGAUCCACCUCUCCGCCCACGCCAUCAAGCACGCCAAGGCCUACUGCUGCAGCAUGUGCGGGCGGGCCUACACCUCGGAGACCUACCUGAUGAAGCACAUGUCCAAACACACGGUGGUGGAGCACCUGGUGAGCCACCACUCGCCUCAGAGGACGGAGUCCCCCGGCAUCCCGGUGCGAAUUUCCCUCAUCUGAGCCGACCCAAGGCGCCGCCCCACCCUGCCCACUGGCAGACACAGACCCAGGCAGCACCAGGCCCCAACUUCCUCCAGGGGCCCUCCAGGAACAGCCGAGCUCUCUCAUGACCUUCCUGACCUUCCAGAAAGCCUGGGCUGCAGAAGCCCUGCCCGGUCCAGCUCCGGGGGCGGCCAGGCCAACUGCAAGAUUCUGGACUGUUUUGGUGGCAUCCAAAGACGAUCUCAGAGCACUUUGAACCUCUCUGUUGGGUUUCUUUUUGUUCCCCACCCUCCACUUGCUUCACUGUUUUUUUGUUUUGUUUUUUAAAGUUUGUUUUGGAAAUAACAAAAAAGAUAUUUAUUGGCCAAGAAGUUGGUGCUGCUAAGACCGAGAAAUUAAAAGAAUCGGACAGAUGGACACAGAGAACCAGAGGGCAGCGUGGGACCUUCUCUUGCCACAGCCUCAGGUCUUGAGGGAAGGCUCAGGCCUGAGUUUCUGGACUGCAAAGGGGACCCCCAGGUGGGAGGGGACAGGAGGCAGCUGGAGUGAGCCACUCACCCCUAGGUGCCCAGCUCACACCUCUCGAGCUACGCCCUGGGCAUUACUGAGCAGAGGGAUGCGGCAGCUCCCAGGGCUGCCCAGGCUUCAGGAGGCAAAAUGAGAGAGGGGCCGGGAGAUCCGCAGGACCAAAGGGUGCAGCGUUGGGCUGGGCUGGGCGCAGGCCCAGGGAAAUGGGGUGAGGGUGGGCUGGGUAAGACCUGGCCCUCCACUGCCCUGAAGACCACCCCAGUCUACCUCGGUGCUGGCCAGGAAACCUAUUGGCUACCUCUCCCACCAUCCCAGACUGUGGGCAGGGGGGUGGGGAGGGAGUGGGCCUGGGCUUAGGACCACCCCCCUCCAGAAUUUCCUCCAGAUGGGGCAGUGCCCAGGGAGGGGUUAUUUGUCUUCCCUGUCAUGGAGGGGGAACUCCCAGUCCAAGCCCUAGGCCCCUUAGCAGGGAAGGGAUCCUCGGGGAGGAGGGUCCCAGGAGCAUACCCUGCCCUCAGCCCCCACAGACACACCCCAAUCUGAAAGCCAUGCGUGUCCGUGUAUAUAGGAACUAUGUACAGAGCCCGGAGAAGCCCCCCUUUCAUCCCCCGGGAAAAAAAAAAAAGAAAAAGAAAACUAGACAGAAACUCAUCUAUAUAUUCUGUAUCUGGAGUUCCGUUUUGAAUAUUAACUGUGUUAUUUUUAUACACUUUUUAAGCCUUAACUCGCCAUUGAUUUACCAGUUUAACGUUUCCUGGGUUUUUUUUUUCCCCAUGGGGUUCUCUGCCCCCCCCCCCACCCCUUUGUUUGACUUGCGUCGUCUGAUAACUCAGUAUUGUAGCUUUUUGUCCGCAUGUUACUACCCUGUAAAUACGCUGUUAUACAUACUGUUAACACCCCAUUUGCUUUUUUCUAUGGGACCUCCAGGCCACCAUAUUUAGAACUAGUUACCUUAUUAAAAAAGAGAAAACAGUCUGUUGGCUUCUCGGUCUGCAUCUUGGUGGCAGGGAGGUGAGGGCACGUGCCCCUCAGUGCUUCAGGAAACAAGUUUGCAUUAUAUUUAAGAAAAGGGAUGGGGAGCAAAAUAAAAAUCGAACGUGGGGUAGACACUAAAUGGAGCAAGAAACAAAGGAAUUCCAAACGCUCUGCUCUUUGUAUUUCUCUGUUGUGAAGAAUAAACUGUACCCACACCUGG
Molecule: messenger RNA, 3035 nt
Organism: Neomonachus schauinslandi (Hawaiian monk seal)
Lineage: Eukaryota; Metazoa; Chordata; Mammalia; Carnivora; Phocidae
Gene: ZNF362
Product: zinc finger protein 362
Biological process (GO): regulation of transcription by RNA polymerase II; central nervous system development
Cellular component (GO): nucleus
Molecular function (GO): RNA polymerase II cis-regulatory region sequence-specific DNA binding; DNA-binding transcription factor activity, RNA polymerase II-specific
Source: RefSeq, a predicted model, not a curated record